Messenger RNA from Lytechinus variegatus (green sea urchin), 1026 nucleotides. RefSeq lists its product as uncharacterized. The coding region runs from base 169 to 1026 and encodes 285 amino acids. NCBI's taxonomy places the organism in Eukaryota, Metazoa, Echinodermata, Echinoidea, Temnopleuroida, Toxopneustidae. Gene Ontology annotation, cellular component: plasma membrane. The record is from RefSeq and is a predicted model, not a curated record. The transcript is spliced from 5 exons.
UGGUAUGUAAUUCUGGAGAGUUAUUGAUAUAGAGUAAACGCAUUUCUGCGACGAUAGAACGCAGGCUACAUAGUAUUUCCUGCUCCAUCCCCUAUCUAAAAUUAGAGGACAAUCGAGUCUCAGCCAUCAGUACAAGGAAUCAUUAUUUUGUGAGUCGAUUUCAAGAAAAUGGCUGUGCGGGCCAUUGCAAGUUUAGAGCUCUACGCUAUCAUCGCAUUGAUGACAUUGAUUAUGGUGGUCACCACAGAGGAUGAUAUUCCUGUGGGUGAGGUACUCAUGGAUGACAGGCCUGUCAUUCUACGAGGAUAUGACGGGAUACUGCAUUGUCGAUUUAGAGGUGAACCAUUGGCUGUCUACUGGGAAAAGGGGCCAGAUUUGGCAUCAGCAACAAAACUAGUCUCGUGGCAUCCACCUACGGGAGGAAUUCGUGUGCAGUCGUAUGGGAUCGGAAAGUACAACCUUACGGAAGACUUUUCCUUGGUGAUCCAUGACGUCGAGGAUAAUGACGCAGGACGGUACAUAUGUAUAGUAUCUGACUUCAGAGGUUACGAACUCAGCAAUCACACUGUGGCCACAGUUAAAGUUCCACCCCAGGAACCCUUCCCAACAAUUGACCAAUGCCCAUCAGGAUCAACCGGAAGUAGAGCCAACUCGUGUACGUUGACAACCGAUAUAGGUGAUGACACGACAGAACUAACAUGUCAAGCACUGGGUGCGCCGAGAGACAUCGUCUCGCUCUCCUGGACGCUCAGGGGCAGAACCAUCUCCCACCAAGAACCAUACAGAUAUGCAAACCCAGACGGCGAGACGGAAGAUUUGAAAUUUACAAUUGACGCAACGCCAAGCUAUGAUCCUUACGUCUGUAGUGCCAUUCUGCCGGCAACCAUCCGAGGAAAUGCGACCGCCAGCGUCAUAGUGAAACCAGCACCAAUUACAACAACCACCGAAUUUGUAGUAACUACAAAUGCAACAGAUCCGUUCGUUGGAGAUCCCGGUAAUAGAUCUUUAGGAAAAGGUAUGGUAUGA